ACCAAUGUAACUGAAGGAAAUAUAUACAUUGGAGAACAUUGCAAUGCUACUAAAUUGGAAGAAAUAUUUUUGAGUGUUUUGGGGUUGUCAUGUCUGAAGCCUGCCUGUUGGAAGAGGACAUCUGGCAGUACAAAUCUAUUAGAAAGCCAAAAUCAGCAUGCCAAACUUCAGAAGUCAUCUCCACAAAUGUACAACAAUCCAGUGACACAAAGUGUAAGUCACAAAGUAGUGGCUGCAGAAGUAAUAGGAAAAUAUCAGAAGGAAAAGACAAGCCUAAUAAAGCAAAGCAAUGGCCAAGGCAGAGGGGAAUUCAGACGCCCUUAAAGCAAGAUGAGAAUGGUGGUGUUUCCAACUGUGACCAUGUUGUACAGUCCCAAGACAAAAUAUCAUCUUCAGCAAAACCUAAGAAAAGUUGUAAGAAGCAAAGCCCUGUAAAUGCACGUCCAGUAUAUGAUGGACACUGCCCAAGUUGCCAGAUGCCUUUCUCUUUGCUGUUGAUCCAGACACCUCAGUGUCACGUUAUUGAAUGUUUGGACAGUGCAGGGACUGCUGAAAAAGAGUGCCCUGAUGGUCUUCUGUGUACUUCAACCAUAGCUUCUCAUUACAAACGUUACAGUCAUUUCCUACUUGCUGCAAGCAGAGCAGGGGAUCAUCUUGAGGAAUUCUCAUCAUUUAACCUAGAAAACAAUCUCUUUGGUCCUGGUGCUUAUCAGUCAAUUAACUGUAGCAAUACCAAUGAAAAUGAAGCAUUAAAAGAUUUGAACCCUUUUUCUCAAGAAACCAAAGACAGUCACGAUUUGGAAAGUCAAUAUGACUCACUUCAGUUAAACACAGUAGUCUCAGAAGCUGACAUUAGCGACUGUGACAUUUCUUACUCUCCUCUGAAUACAGAUGAAGAAAAAUCUGCAGAAGAUGAAGGGGACGAGGAGGAAGAAACUAAGGUAAAACAUCUCAGAAAAAGAUUAUUUGAUGUCAAAAGCCCAGAAGAUAAAAGUGGACAAGCUGGAAUCUGUGUGUUUAAUAAACCAGCUGGUACUACACAACAUAGGGGACUUGAGCAUGACAGUGUUGAAAUAAUGAUCAAUGACUGCUGUGAAACUUCAAAUAUAUUCCCAAUUAUGGAUGGCGUUUCUAAGUCUCUUUCACAAGCUAACUUUUCCAGAAGGAUUUUAAGUUCAACAAAUGUUCUUGACCUGGUGAAACACACUACAAAAGAACUUGCUUCCCCUGUUGAUGAUGGGAUGAGUGGGGAAGAGUUUGAGGGCCUUAAACUGAGCUCUUCCAUACUUGAUGCAGGUAAAUGUGAUUGGAGCAACUCUAAUUUGGAAGUCAAGACAGAUUCUGCUGUUAAGAACAAGCCGUUGCCAUUGAAAUUCGUAGAAGAAAGUGUUAGGCCUUUUCAGCACCGCCAAACUGACUCUUCAGAGAAGUCCUGCAAUAUAGUUAAAACUGUCCCUGAUAUAUGUGGAAAUACACUGUCUCAUAACAAUUCAUAUUCAAUCAUAAAAAAAAAGGGAAGGCUUAGUAAUGCCGUAGCUAUGCCCGUUACCCCUACUACUGUUUCCCAAACAUUGCCACAUGUUUCUGCUGCAAAUCUUAAAGUGCACACCACUCCUGCCAAGGAACUUAAACAAAUGGACAUUGGUGUUUUCUUUGGGUUGCAACCGAAAGCGAAAAUGGAGAGUGACCAAAAGAAAAAUCUUUGUGAGAACAAACAGGCUUUGAGUCCAUCCACUGCUGCAGGAAAGAGGUCCAGAUCUAAAAAGAGGAAAGCCGAAGGGUCAUUGGAAGACUCAGAUGUGGUUACAGAAAGCUCAAGAAAAACUGCCACCCCUGUAGAGCCAGCAUUUGGUGGACAGAGACAGUGGCGAAAAAGAUUUAGAGAGUCGUGGACUGCUGAAGGUGGAACCAGAAAAAAACUGUGUCCCUUCUAUAAAAAGAUACCAGGAACAGGUUUUGUAGUAGAUGCAUUCCAGUAUGGAGAAAUUGAAGGAUGCACAGGCUAUUUCCUUACACAUUUUCAUUCUGAUCAUUAUGGUGGCCUAACAAAAAAGUUUACAUUCCCAAUAUUCUGCAAUAAGAUAACUGGAAAUCUGGUGAAGAGCAAGCUUCGAGUACAAGAGCAGUACAUCCACAUCUUGCCAAUGGAUACAGAAUGCAUAGUAAAUGGCAUCAAAGUAGUGUUGCUCGAUGCUAAUCAUUGUCCUGGUGCUGCAAUGAUCCUUUUUUCCCUUCCAAAUGGGACAGUUGUAUUGCACACGGGAGACUUCAGAGCAAGUCCAUCUAUGGAGUGUUAUCCUUCUCUGAUUGGCCAGAAAGUUCACAGUCUGUACUUGGAUACUACGUAUUGUAGUCCUGAAUAUACUUUUCCUUCCCAACAAGAAGUUAUUCAGUUUGCUGUCAAUACUGCCUUUGAGACAGUGACUUUAAACCCCCGAACUUUAGUUGUUUGUGGCACAUAUUCCAUUGGAAAAGAAAAAGUCUUUCUAGCUAUAGCGGAGAUUCUGGGGUCAAAAGUGAGCAUGUCGCAAGAGAAAUACAAAACUCUACAGUGUUUGGAAUCAGCAGAAAUAAAUUCCCUCAUCACCAUGGACUGGAGCAGUACUUUGCUUCAUCUUCUACCCAUGAUGCAAAUUAAUUUUAAGGGUUUACAGAACCACUUGAACAAAUUCUCUGAGAAUUUUGAUCACAUUUUGGCCUUUAAACCCACUGGUUGGACGUAUUCAGACAGAUGCUACUCUUUACGCGAGAUUCAACCUCAGACCAGAGGAAAGAUCACUAUAUAUGGGAUCCCUUACAGUGAACACAGCAGUUUCCUGGAAAUGAAACGAUUUGUCCAGUGGCUGAAGCCUAACAGAAUUAUCCCGACUGUAAAUGUAGGUGAUUGGAAAACCAGAAAUGAAAUGGAGAAGCAUUUUAGGGAUUGGAAGAUGGGAGUUGCAAGCCAUUCUCCUGAUUUAACCCCUCUUUCAGAUGCGAAGCUUAAAAGGGGCACCAAGAAGCUCCGAGGAGCAAUUGUGGAUGACAGCUGCAGAUCUGCGGAAACACCCAGCGCAUCCACAAAAACCGCAUAUCCAGUGAAUGCAUGA
This is a messenger RNA of Euleptes europaea (tarantolino), 3089 nucleotides long. It is a transcript of the gene DCLRE1A, whose product is annotated as DNA cross-link repair 1A. Gene Ontology annotation, molecular function: 5'-3' DNA exonuclease activity; damaged DNA binding. The record is from RefSeq and is a predicted model, not a curated record. The transcript is spliced from 10 exons. The coding region runs from base 90 to 3089 and encodes 999 amino acids. NCBI's taxonomy places the organism in Eukaryota, Metazoa, Chordata, Lepidosauria, Squamata, Sphaerodactylidae. Gene Ontology annotation, biological process: interstrand cross-link repair; double-strand break repair via nonhomologous end joining; protection from non-homologous end joining at telomere.